AUGCAUGCAUUACCGCGUCUCCAGUCGCUAGAGCAAAAUGGUCUGCUGCAUGCCAUGAAUGCUUUGCGAAAUACGCUGGCUGAUGGUCGUCUUGGUGGUGGUGGUAGUAGUGCAGAAGCGAAGCGCAAAGCUCCGCUCAGUGGCAAGCUGUCGGUUCAACGGUCCGCCGUAUUCGCGCUGCUAGCUGAGCUAGCAGAUGAUAACGCUGAAUUUUUUAAAAACUCUGCAAACUGCGCUGUGCAUGCAGCUCGCCUGGAAGAAUGCUGCCGAAAUGUAUCCCUCCUCACUCCCUCCUUGAAAGGCCUUGUGAUACGUCUGCAGGAUAUGGCUCCACGUUACGAUUAUGACAAGCUUACGCCCGGAAAUGGAUUUCGAUCGUUGGUUUGUGUAUGCGACACGGUUCUGCUCCAUCUCAUCUCCGUGUUGCGCUCAUGCAUCGAGCAUCGACAGACGAUGAUGUUUCGCGCAUCCUACUACUCUAAAGAACUUGAGAGCUAUCGUGCUGUCCUGAACUUCCUCAUCCCGGCCCUGCACAUUGUGAUCGACGGAGCCAAAUAUGCUCCAGAUAACUGUCUGUUUCCUGAUCUCAGUGGCGAUUAUAGUAAGUAUGAAGCAAUACUGGAUGGUAUAGAAGUGCUCGAUCCGUCUUGUUUUUUCGGGCGACCGUUGGGCUUUCAGUUUCCACCAUCAGUCGGACGCAUAUUUCGAUUCAUCGGUAUCAUACUCGCCACCUAUAGCUUAUCCUGGGAGAAAGGACGCACAACACUUGGAUCUCUUUUGAACUCACCACGCUUCAUAUUAAGCCCGGAGCAAAGAGCUACGCGAAUCGUUAAGGUUACUCGUGAAGCUGAUAUCGAAUUUUGUAGAGGCUUCUGGAAUUUAUCGGAAUUUGGCAAUGCAAGUGUUUUUUUCUAUUGCGUGUUAUUUUUGAAUCCAGAGUUUGAUUUUUUUUUCUUGGUUCCACGAAUUUUUUGUCCAAACAUGGCAAUAAAUGAGCUGCGUGAAAUUAACUGGGUGGGUGCGAUAUCAAUGGCUGGAGUCGAUGGAAACACGGUGAAAAUCCCGGAACCAUCAUCGUACACUGGUCCUCGACCUGUCAAAAUACGCGUCUUGUCGUACUGUCAUCGAGAAAUACUUAGUCCGGCUGGAUCACAGAAUCAACUCCCGUUAUCACCUUAUCUGUUACUGCAUUGUCAUGGUGGCGGUUAUGUUGCAACAACAUCUAAAUCUCAUGAAACUUACUUGCGAUUUUGGGCCAAAUCACUGAACUGUCCCAUAGUAUCGGUGGAAUAUUCGCUGGCGCCAGAGAAUCCAUUUCCGCGUCCAACCGAAGAAGUAUUAUAUGCGUAUGCCUAUAUUAUCAAUAAUGCUCCUCAGCUGGGUUGGAGUGGUGAAAAAAUAUGUAUGGUUGGCGAUUCUGCUGGUGGUAAUCUGAUAAUGUCGGUCAAUCUCAGACUUGUACAGUUGGGACUGAGAAGGAUACCAGAUGGCAUUGUUACCAUCUAUACUCCAUUUCUGUUCCAGUACCUUCCGUCGCCAUCUCGAUUGCUUAGCUGUAUGGACCCGCUUCUUCAUAUGGGAGUAGUGUUGCGAUGUGUUGCCGCAUAUACGGGAAAACCGUCGAGUGAAAGUGUAAAUGGUUUGGCAACGAACGAACAGAAGGAGGCCGAUAAAGCUAGCCAUAAAAGCUUGCAAGAAUAUGUGGAACAAGUACAGAAAGCGCAGAAGGGUGAUCCUGUCGGUUUGGAGGGCUCCUCUUCGAUUGUUUCUUUAGUCAAUUUGGCUGAUAUGGCAACAGCACCAGAAGUUCAUAAUGCAGCUGUACCAGCCAAGUCCGAAAACCGAACGGAAUUGAGUGAUGAUAAUAAUUUGAGUGAAGGAGAGGAGGACGAAAACGAUGCCUACCUGUCCGCUGUUCAGGUGAAAUCAGACCCGUUGCAUAUCCAUCUCUCGUCGAAUAUGUGUGACCGACGACUCGUUGAUUAUUUGAAAGUACAUCCGCUUACCAAAGAUUCUUUAAUUGUUUUGGAUCGCAGCGGUUGUUUGGAACUCUCGGAAGUAAAGGAAGAACUGUCACCUGAAAUAGUUGAGGAAAGCAAGCCAGCUCCUCGUGCGUCGAAACUGGCAGCUUUCAUAUGUUCAUCACUAACAACAAGCCCAAAGGAUUCACCCACAGAACCGAUUAAACCUGUCGAAAGUUCAAUGCGUUCUCGUCUGAUGGUGACUUCUCUGAGUUCGUAUUGCAUCGCCUCCAAGAAUGAUUCGCUGGCGAACAAGCGAACACUGAGUCAGAGUCUUGCGGAUACAGCGGUUAUGGCUGCUGGGCAUGCACUGGAUAACAUUUCUGAUUGGCUGGAAAAGUCAGCACCAGCAGCGGCGGCCGAUAAACAGAAACUCGAUCGCGCCGCUUCUUUGACACCACUUAUGGCCGAGAAAUUCGAAGGAAAUGAGGCUGAAGAAAGUGACGGGAAGUCAUACGUUGCUGAUAUAGUGAAGAGAAAAGUCCCAAGAGAUCCACUGAUAUCGCCGAUGUAUGCAUCGCCAGAAGAUCUCGCUCGCUUGCCUCCGGUUUGGUUCGUGGCCUGUCAUCUGGAUCCGCUUUUGGACGAUACAAUCACAUUUGCCAAAAAAGUGCGCGAUUCUGGUGGCCGAGUGAUGUGUGUUGAUCUCCUGGAUAAUCUUCCGCAUGGUUUUCUCAAUUUCACACUUGUUUCUCCGGAGUGCCGGGAAGGUUCUAAAAUUUGUUUGGGUCGGAUUAAAGAGGCUUUUGACUUUGAUCCGGUUGUACUUGGUGUAUCAAAUAUAAAUAAAUUCAAGAAGCCCGCAAACUCUUUGAAGAGACAGAGAAUAAGGAAAAUUGAUGAAGUUGAUGACUGGGGUCCUAACUUAAGUAAUAACGAAUUUGGUUGGAAGGAUGCGGAGCUGGCAAUGGCAAGGCUCGACAGCAGCUGCAUCGAGAGGCGUGAUUAA
Gongylonema pulchrum is the source of this 2970-nucleotide messenger RNA. The record is from the annotation of a GenBank genome assembly. Lineage: Eukaryota; Metazoa; Nematoda; Chromadorea; Rhabditida; Gongylonematidae.